AUGAUGUGGUUGCAAUGCUUGGCUGCGACGCUGCUGGUUGCCGCGGCCGCUGGGGAAGUCUUCACGAACUCGUUUCUCGUACGUUUCAAGAGAUCCGUAGGUCACGAGGAGGCCCACGAGCUCGCUCUGCAGCACGGCUUUGACAACCUUGGCACGGUACUUGGCUCUGAGACCGAAUGGCAUUUCGCACACCGCGGACUGCCUCAAGCUCGGCCGAGGCGAUCCAUCGCACACGCCCGACUCCUAAAGAGGCACCCAUUGGUACAUACGGCGGUACAGCAAACUGGUUUCAAGCGCGUCAAACGUGGUUUCCGUCCACUUCGCUUACCAGAGACUGCACCAGCACCAGCUGAGCCACGUGAUCCCUACUUCCCCCUCCAGUGGUACUUAAAGAAUACCGGUCAAAAUGGCGGCAAGCCCAAACUUGAUCUCAACGUUGAGGCCGCUUGGGCCCAAGGUUAUACAGGAGUAAAUGUUACAACUGCCAUCAUGGACGAUGGGGUUGAUUACAUGCAUCCAGAUUUAAAAUAUAAUUAUAACGCGGAGGCAUCAUAUGACUUCAGUAGUAAUGAUCCGUUCCCAUAUCCUCGUUAUACGGACGAUUGGUUUAACAGUCACGGUACGAGGUGCGCUGGUGAAGUAGCGGCGGCUCGUGACAACGGCGUCUGCGGCGUGGGGGUCGCUUACCACUCGAAGGUCGCUGGUAUCAGAAUGUUGGAUCAGCCGUACAUGACGGAUCUUAUAGAAGCCAACUCUAUGGGACACGAGCCCCAUAAGAUUCACAUCUACAGCGCUUCAUGGGGUCCUACAGAUGAUGGGAGAACAGUUGAUGGACCAAGAAACGCUACGAUGAGAGCUAUAGUCAGAGGCGUUAAUGAGGGUCGGAACGGUCUUGGCAACAUCUAUGUUUGGGCGAGUGGUGACGGCGGUGAAGAUGAUGACUGUAACUGUGAUGGAUAUGCAGCCUCCAUGUGGACUGUAUCCAUUAAUAGCGCAAUAAACGACGGUCAGAACGCUCACUACGACGAGUCGUGUUCAUCAACUUUAGCCAGUACGUUCAGUAACGGCGCUAGAGAUCCAAGUACUGGUGUAGCUACAACUGACCUGUAUGGGAAAUGUACGGCAACACACUCUGGAACUUCUGCAGCCGCGCCAGAAGCUGCAGGUGUAUUCGCCUUGGCUUUACACGCGAAUCCAAACUUGACAUGGCGUGACAUUCAGCAUCUCACUGUUUUGACAUCAAAAAGGAACUCAUUAUAUGACGCGAAGGGUCGUUUCCAUUGGACUAUGAAUGGAGUUGGUCUUGAAUUCAAUCAUCUGUUUGGUUUCGGAGUACUUGACGCGGGAGCUAUGACAGCCCUCGCCGCUAAUUGGCGAUCUGUUCCACCAAGAUAUCAUUGUGAAGCCGGCUCAGUUGACACUCACACCGAGCUCCCAUCGGAAGGUAGUAUCACACUCCAAAUAGACACGUCAGCAUGUGCAGGAACCCCAAGUGAGGUUCGGUAUUUGGAGCAUGUUCAAGCUGUUGUCAGCGCCAACGCUACAAGACGAGGGGACUUAGAACUCUUCCUCACCAGCCCUAUGGGAACUAAAUCGAUGAUUCUGAGCAGGCGUGCUAAUGAUGACGACAGUCGCGAUGGUUUUACCAAGUGGCCGUUUAUGACGACGCAUACGUGGGGAGAGUAUCCGCAAGGAGUUUGGUCUUUGGAGGCCAGAUUCAGCAGCCCAGGUCGAUCUGGUUGGUUGCGAGGCUGGUCCCUAGUACUUCACGGUACGAGAGCCCCGCCGUACGCUCAACUCCAACCCCAAGACCCUCGCUCCAAGCUGGCAGUCGUCAAGAAGGCUCACGAAGACAACGCUAUCAACGACUAA
This is a messenger RNA of Danaus chrysippus (African queen), 1872 nucleotides long. The record is from the annotation of a GenBank genome assembly. NCBI's taxonomy places the organism in Eukaryota, Metazoa, Arthropoda, Insecta, Lepidoptera, Nymphalidae.